AUGUCUUCUCGAGGGAGUGAGGUGAGCGAACUGGCCGUGACAUUCCAUCCCGCGCUGUACCUGCAGAGGCGAGGUUGGGUGCUUGACAUUAUGCGGCGCGAGGGCGUUACUGAGAUCCUCGACAUCGGUUGCGGCGAGGGUGAGCUGCUGUCGUGUCUAUGCAACCCCGCACCAUGGCUAGCGCCGCCGCCACCGGACGUCCUGCCACCCGCGACCGACGCAAGCCCAGCCGAAACGGAUGUUCUGAAGGAACUCCACGAAUGGGUGCUGCACCCAACUAGAAUCGCUGGAUUAGACAUCUGCAAGUCCGAGCUCGAGUGCGCAGCACGCGUUACGAAGCCACCAGAACCCGACAGGGACGACGUCCCGUGGCACAGUACGCCCGUGCGCUGGGAGCCUCUCGAGGUGAAGAUCUGGGAGGGCAGCUUGGAGCACGUCAACGCAGAGUAUGCGGGGGUAGAGUGCAUCGUGGCCACCGAAGUCAUCGAACACCUCCCCGAACACGUCCUCGACCGCUUCGCGCCCGUCGUCUUCGGGGCGUACCACCCGCGCCUCGUCCUCCUCACCACGCCCUCCUUCACCUUCAACGCGCGCUUCACCGCGCCCGACGCUCCCUACGAAGCCCGCUCGGGCUGGCGCGACCCGACCGGGCGGACGGAUCGCAUCUUCCGGCACCACGACCACAAGUUCGAGUGGACGGUCGAGGAGUUCGAGCGGUGGUGCCAAUCCGUGGCGGGGGAGUGGGGGUAUACGGUGGAGAUCGAGGGCGUAGGCAAAGCGCAGGAGAAGGACGAGUGGGGGCGGGACGACGCGCUCGGGUGGGCGACUCAGUGCGCCGCGUUCACGCGGAUCGAGGGCGGAGACUGGGUCACGAAGAGGGCCGCCGCCCUCUGGGAGGCGUCGGACAGGCUGCACGCGAGGACAGGCUCACCAGGGCCCCACUCCCUCUUUGCGAGUCAUCGCUUCGCCGCGAACGACGCCUCCCGCAGCCCCAAGCCCCUGGACGUCGUCGGGGAGCUCGUAUUGUCGAAGAUGCUCUACCACCGCGAGACGUCGAUCGCCUUGAACGAGAUCUGGUUCGAGCGGGAGGUCGAGCUCGCGUGUGGCGGCUGGAUCGACUGGCUUGUCCGUGCCAUCCAAGAGCACCCUGAUUGA
Molecule: messenger RNA, 1155 nt
Organism: Dichomitus squalens LYAD-421 SS1
Lineage: Eukaryota; Fungi; Basidiomycota; Agaricomycetes; Polyporales; Polyporaceae
Exons: 4
Coding region: 1-1155 (384 amino acids)
Biological process (GO): piRNA processing; RNA methylation; siRNA processing
Cellular component (GO): cytoplasm; nucleus
Molecular function (GO): O-methyltransferase activity; RNA methyltransferase activity
Source: RefSeq, a predicted model, not a curated record